Messenger RNA from Nerophis ophidion (straightnose pipefish), 545 nucleotides. Its product is annotated as gastrin/cholecystokinin-like peptide. Lineage: Eukaryota; Metazoa; Chordata; Actinopteri; Syngnathiformes; Syngnathidae. The record is from RefSeq and is a predicted model, not a curated record. Gene Ontology annotation, cellular component: extracellular region. The transcript has 2 exons. Gene Ontology annotation, molecular function: hormone activity. The coding region runs from base 155 to 451 and encodes 98 amino acids.
UAAUCAGUCAAGCGUCGCUUCCUUGACGUACAUCCUCUUACUUCGCCUGUCGCCGAAUCAAUCAAAAGCUUUAGCGUGUAUUGAUAUUUGACCAUUUCCAGCUAAGAGGGCGUUAUAAAAAAGGGGCAGAGCUGAGCAUCAUGAGAGGAGAUCAAUGAUGUGUUGGAACAGGAUGGCAGCGUUUGCACUGGUGCUGCUGCUGCUCGCCUGUGCAGCUGAGGCUCAGAGCCGAACGGUGCAGCAGAUUCAGGCGAGGGGGGAGGCAGCGAGCGACUCGGCUGACAGGCAGAUGUCUCUGCGUGUUGCGAGACGGACACACCUUACGGAGAAUGAGCGAGAGAUCAUCACUAAACAAAUCAUGCAAGCCAUUUCAGAGAUGGUGAACUCGGACUGCAUGUUGGACCGCGACUACCGGGGCUGGUUGGAUUUCGGACGCAGAGAUGCGGAAUGAAGCUGACCUGCACAGUGGUGGCUGCUACAGCGCUUUUGAUCGACCACUCUCACUUGAAUCUUAAAUAUCCUGAAUAAAGUCUUCUCGCAAAGUA